AUGGCGACCUUGAUGCACAAUUACGAUCAGGCCAUGCAGGAAUACGUGGAUCUGCAGACUGUUCGCGACCAUCUUUGCAGCCAUCUCCGCCAGCUGCGACCAGCCUCGCUGUCCACCGUCACCAGCGCCUCUUCCAACCUCUCCUCGCCUGAUACAUCUCCGAAUCGGGAGCGCCGCCACCACCGUGCCCACGCCCGUUGCAGCGGCUAUGACGAGAUGUCCGAGACCCUCGACACGAUACCCGACGAGGAGACGCUUGAGGAGAUUACGAUCGAGGAGCGCCGCCUGUUCGACAUCGACGAGAGCAUCAAGCGUGCUCUAACAGAGCUUCUCAACUGCGAAUCUGUCCGCAGCAACCAGUCUGCCCGCCUCUGGGUGCAGUCCCGCUUGAUGGAGACGGAAAAGGAGCUACGCUCCGGACGCCGGAGACGUAGCUCUACUACCGACUGA
Geosmithia morbida is the source of this 450-nucleotide messenger RNA. RefSeq lists its product as uncharacterized. The record is from RefSeq and is a predicted model, not a curated record. Bases 1 to 450 code for a protein of 149 amino acids. NCBI's taxonomy places the organism in Eukaryota, Fungi, Ascomycota, Sordariomycetes, Hypocreales, Bionectriaceae. The transcript has a single exon.